CGUCAGUUCUGGAGUAGGGGGAGAGGGCAGCAGCAGCAGCGCAAGGAAGAAGUUUAGCUCGAACCGAACGCAUCAAACAACAGCUUAUUUCAUCUCAACAAUCCCUGGAAUCACCAUGGCGGCCGCGGACGUUGCAGUGAUGAAGAACGAUCUUACUCGUACACUGAAGCAAUCGGGACACGUCGGAUUCGACAGCCUGCCCGACCAGCUGGUCAGCAAGAGCGUCCAGAAUGGGUUCGUGUUUAACAUCAUGUGCAUCGGCGAGACGGGCCUGGGCAAAUCGACGCUGAUGGACUCGCUGUUCAACACGAAUUUUGAAUCGCAACCCAGUCCUCACACGCUCCCCUGCGUGAAGCUGAAGGCCCACACGUACGAGCUGCAGGAGAGCAUGGUUCGGCUGAAGCUGACGAUCUGCGACACGGUUGGUUACGGCGACCAGAUCAAUAAGGACGAUUCCUUCAAGUCGGUAGUCGACUAUAUUGAUCAGCAGUUCGAGGCGUACCUGCAGGAGGAGCUCAAGAUCAAGCGCUCCCUGUCGACGUACCACGACAGCCGCACGCACAUCUGUCUGUACUUCAUCUGCCCGACCGGCCAUGGGCUGAAGUCGCUCGAUCUGGUCUGCAUGAAGAUGCUCGACUCGAAGGUGAACAUAAUACCGAUCAUCGCCAAGGCGGACACGAUCUCGAAGACGGAGCUGGCCAAGUUUAAGGCGAAGAUUAACGAGGAGUUGCGCGCGAACGGCGUCCAGAUCUACCAGUUCCCGACCGACGACGAAUCGGUGGCGGAGGUGAACACCACCAUGAACUCGCACAUCCCGUUUGCCGUCGUGGGCAGUACGGACUUUGUGCGCGUCGGCAACAAGACGGUGCGGGCCCGCCAGUACCCAUGGGGUACGGUGCAGGUGGAGAACGAGGCGCACUGCGACUUUGUGAAGCUGCGCGAAAUGCUUAUCCGCACCAACAUGGAGGAUAUGCGCGAGAAGACGCACACGCGCCACUACGAGCUGUACCGGCAGAAGCGGUUGGAGGAGAUGGGCUUCACCGAUGUGGACAGCGAUAACAAGCCGGUCUCGUUCCAGCAAACGUUCGAGGCGAAGCGUAGCAACCAUUUGGCCGAGCUGCAGGCGAAGGAGGACGAGGUGCGUCAGAUGUUUGUGGUGCGCGUCAAGGAGAAGGAGGCGGAGUUGAAGGAGAGCGAAAAGGAGCUCCAUGCCAAAUUCGACAAGCUGAAGAAGGACCAUGCCGAGGAGAAGCGCAAGCUGGAGGAGUCGCGCAAAAAGCUCGAGGAAGAGUUCGUCGAGUUUAACCGGCGCAAGUCGCAGAUGACGGCACACCACACGCUGACGCUGGGCAAGAGCAAAAAGAAAUGAACGAGCUAAAGAGGGGCGCUUCUGGUGGUGGUUGUGGGGAGAGCGCCUUCCAGUGAAUUUCCCUUUUUUUUGCCGUUGAUUCUCAUUGCGUGUGCUUUUGCUCUAUUAUCUCUCUAUGGUUGCAGCACUGAAAAGGCUUGCUUUCAACAAUCCCGAGGAAGAGUUUUUUUGUUUCUAUAAUGAAAAAAGCGCGAUUUUUAUUCACUUUUUCACCAUCUUUCCCAUGUGUAUUAACUUCAGAUAAUAUUUUUUAGGCUUGAAAGUAUUUUGUAAAUUUAACUGAUUUCAUUAAACCCGUUUUCGUUACAACCGAAGCAGUAGACAAGCUUUUGCUUAGGAAAGUAAGGGAAACUAUCGAACCAAAACAAAGAAGAAACCGAAACAAAACGUGCAAAGUUUUUACUAGCAACAAUACAACAAAACGAAGCAAAACAAAAGUAUAAUGUUAAGAACAUUGAACAUGUAAAAUCUUCAGAAAGGAAAUCGUUUUAAACUGAACAAGGAGCAGAGAACGCAUAGCCAAAACUAGUAUUGCAGUAGGACGAGUGGAACGAAGGAUAACAAAUGGUAAGAAGAUUUUCUUUUAGCAAAACGAUUUAGGAAAACGAUUUAUUCUUGGCAAAGAUGCUUCACGUACAAACUAUGGCUUUCUCGUAGUAGCUGCACUGGUUAAUAGAUAGAGUUUUACCUGCUCAACCAAAAAAAAGAAGCAAAAAGGAGAUUAACGAAGGAAGAACAAAAUUCACCUAA
This is a messenger RNA of Anopheles merus, 2119 nucleotides long. RefSeq names its product septin-2. The transcript is spliced from 4 exons. The record is from RefSeq and is a predicted model, not a curated record. Gene Ontology annotation, molecular function: GTPase activity; GTP binding; molecular adaptor activity. Lineage: Eukaryota; Metazoa; Arthropoda; Insecta; Diptera; Culicidae. The coding region runs from base 116 to 1369 and encodes 417 amino acids. Gene Ontology annotation, biological process: cytoskeleton-dependent cytokinesis. Gene Ontology annotation, cellular component: microtubule cytoskeleton; septin ring; septin complex.